CGUGUCGUGCGGCAGGCAGUCAGCCGCGGUCGGUCAGUCAGUAGGUGUUUUUAUUGUUGUUGAAUCGGGCGCACGCUUACGGGCUUACCGAACCCAACCAAAGUGCACACUGUGUUUUCACGCGGCCUUCGUCGCGGGUCCCGUUUUCGGUUACGCUACCUUUGCGGAAGGGUCAAACACGGCGCAGGAUGGUGUAGGCCAGGGCUUUGACCUGAUUGCGCAACAACAACAAUAGCAACCGUCCGUCGUUGGACGAGGGAUCAUCUAGUGUUUUUUUUUCGGUGAAAGGAUUGGAAUGCCGUAAAAAUUAUCGUUGGCAGUGAAGUGCAACGACCGAACGCUGCGGUUGAAUUUAAGUGUCAGUGAAUUCAGGGUGUUUUUAAACAUGAGUGCUAAUUGGACACAUGUGUCACCUGUUUGGUCUGUUGAGUCAGAGGCAAAUUUUGUGACAAAUCUGUGACGGUUUUUUCGGUAACAAGUGUAUAAUUGGUCGAACGAAAAUACAAGCUUGUUUCGAGCUCAUGUGGUUUUGAUAGGUGAUGUCGUGCGGGGUGUUGAAGUUGACCAAAAUAGACACGCAGUAAAAUAGAUUAGACGGAAAGCUUUUCCUGUUUAUACGAGAGAAAAAAACAACAUGCAUAUUAUACAAAUAACAGCUCCAGUAACAUGAAAAGCGGGAUUCAAGAAGUGUAACACAUGUGGAGGCAUGGGUAAUCUUGUACUCCCUUGUCAGAAAGAAACAUUCUCGGAUUUUUAAAGUGUUUUGAAAACAGUAUGGUUUUCAACAAAUAAGUUUGCCGUCGAUAAUCGUCGCAUGAAGAUGGAUUCACUGUGGAUGUAAAAAGUGAGUGCAAAACUAAGAGCAGCAGUCAGUCGACUGCAUUCUCUAGCCAAGAUGCCGGAGUUUGACGACACGUUCCUGUUUGAUUGUGCCAAAUUCGAGCGGAAAAAGUGGAAAUCGUACAAUAUUAGUUUGCGACCGAGCAGUAUAGUGUUGAAAAGUGUGAGCAGCUUUAGUCCUAAUAGCGGUAGUAGUAAGAAUAAUAAAAAUUACAUAGAAGAUGGUGAUUUAAUUGUGGGUGCUUUGAGGCCCAUCAGUGACCCAGCCGAUUUGAGUCCGACGGUGGUGGUAAAGAAACGUAGCCAUCCACAGCGAAAUGUGGCGGUUAACUAUCUGUACAGCAGUGUGAAUCCUAUUCGGGAGAAGAUCCUCGGGUACAAUUUCAAAAGGCACUCGUAUACCUGUUCAUCACCAGAGUCACCGGGGAGUAGCAGCAGCAGCAGCAGCAGCCCCGGGCUGUCAGGAGCAACGGUUCCAACUUUCGGAGCAUAUUGUGAUAACGGACCAACCACCCCGAUCCCGGUGGGUACCCCUCGUAACAGUGGAAGCAGCACUGCUAGCAGCACCGCAGGUGGCAUCAACUGCACGCCAACCAACGCCACCGGAGGCACUCCAGUGAACGCUGCUCAAUCGGCGGCACAAAGCGACAGCGGCGGUAAAUCAGCCACCGAAAACGGGGCCGGCGAGAAAGCUGUUACCCCCGGGGCUCCGGGAUCUUCCGGCCAUAAAGGCAGCAUCCGGGGCAACAAACUGGCCCGCCGGGCUCGGUCCUUCAAGGACGACUUUCUGGAAAAGAUCUCGCAGAUCCGAACGCCGAACAGCACGAUGACGAGGUCCCAUUCGCCCAACAGUCCUCGCAGUGGCAGCACCAGCGCCGGUAGCCAGCGGAGCAGUGGAGGUGGCAAAGACGAUCUGCUAACAGCCACCGGCAAACCGGUGCAGGAUUUGGCCUACCAUGUACGCCAGGUGAAGAACGCUCUGACACACUUCAAGGAUGUGAUACUGAAAAACAAGCUGGAGAUGCUCCCGGGCAAUGGAACCGUAGUGCUAGAGUUGAUUGCUAACGUUCACACGGCUCUUCAAUCAUACACGCUGAAUGAAAACAGCAGCGCUCUGAUCAAUGCCACCAACCAUGUGUACAUGUCCCUUGGUAACUUGCUGAAGCUUUGUGACGAAGUGCUGCUAACAGCCGACAACGAGAAUUGUCCCUCGCUCAGCAAAGAGAAUGUAAAGGAAAUUGUAGAACUGGUAGACAAUGCCGUCAACAAUCUGGUCAACCUGGCAAAUGAAAAACUAUCGGACAAAGCUGCAGGCAGCGCCGGCAACGCCAACCAGACGCACUCUUCCAAUACCCUGCAGCGGCCAACGGUGGACAUCGCCGGUCAGCGAACGUCGCUGCCGGACAUUCCACUGACACCGCGGGAGCGGGACAUUUUGGAGAAAACUUCGCUCAAAACCGUUCGCGCUUCCCACAGUACCGAAAGUAUCCUACGCGAUUCUAGUCCCCCGCCGAAGCCGCCACUUCCAGAUCGUGGUCAGGAUCCGCCUCCUUUGCCACCGAAGCGAAAGAGCCAGCACUCGAAAAACCACUCGUUUCACGAAACGUCCGACUGCAAUUCAGAUUCCGCCUUUUUGGGAUGCGGAGGACUGGAUCGGAUGUCCCUACGGUCACGCUCUCCUGAGGAUAACUCUAGUCUGCUGAGUGCCAGUGCAGGUUCGCUGGACUCGGCCCUUAAUCAUUCACGAGAGGAGGAAGAACUGCGAGCGCUUACCCAUGACAAAACAUCUCUGCGGUUAGGGCAAACUCCCGGUCACAACUCAAAUGUUUGGGACGAAGCGGACUGCAGUGGAAUGCAGCUGUUGAGUGGUGGCGGUGUUAUUGCAGCCGACAACACAGCUCUCAAUAAUCGUAACUCGAAUGAAUCGGGCUUCGAAUCGAUGUACUCACUGCGAAUAAGCCGGGAUCACCAGAGUAGUACAGCGUUCAAAUCGGCUGCAUACACUAGCAGUAGUAGUUCACAAAUGCAUAAGUCGGAAUCGCUGAUGGAUGCUGUAAGUUCCGGAAAAAUAAUUUCCAUGGUUAGCAGCCAGCAACAACAGCAGCAGCAACAACAACAGCAGCAACAGCAUCAAAAGAUUGAUACUGUUGUGACGCAAGCCAGUGGAGACAGCGGAGAUGUAGUAUUGACUUCGACGACCACUACGGAGUUCACCAGUAGCCGUAGAGUGGAAAAGGCCAGCCUGUCGAAGGUUAUACAGUAUGGUAGCAUUGAAGCAAACGAUGAAGUGUUUGGAACUGAACAUACUGAUAAACCACCGGCGCUGCCGGUUAAGACCCGAACUCACAGUAUAAGAAGAGAACGCCAUCCGUCGAUGUACGACAACGUCGAUGAAACAGAACUGGAAAGAGGUUCGCAGGAUACCUUCAGCAAUUGCUCGCUGCAUCAGGCCGGCUUCCACACCCGACAGCAGUUGAUCAACAAUCUGCCGAGCAAACAUAUCAGUUUGAUCGAACCGCGCCAUAUGAAUCAUUUCAGCGAAGAGCCACCACCUUUACCGCUAAAGAAACGGCACAUAAUGGCAUACAUGGAGAUUGUGCACCAUAGUGCAUCACAGAAUCAAACGGAGUUUACACGUCACUCGGUACAUACGUAUAAUUUAUCCCAGCACGGCGGCGAUCAACAGCUUCACCAUCACCUUCACCAGCAGCAGCAGCAUCAUCACCAUCACCAAACGAUGUCGAUGACAAGCGGUUCAAGCAAUCACAGUAUUACCCACAGUCAAACAAUGAACCUGUCACCGUCGCGCGUGGGACCGCCACCGAUAUCACCGCCGAGUUCGCCUGGCCUAAACGUAAAGCCACCGGCGCUUCCCCCGAAGCGCCAACGAAUCAACAGCAAAACGCCAAGUAUCACCUCUACACCGCCGCCUAGUCCCAAAGUAUUUAGCAACGAUCUGCCGUCGUCUCCCUCACCGUCACAGUAUCACACUGGCACCAACAGCUGCUCAUCUCCAUCGCCAUCGUCUUCAUCCGUGGGCACGCUACUACCAACACCUCCGCCAAAGAAUCACUCAAUGCUGCUAAUCUCCUCUGCCGCUAACAGUACGCCCACUAAUAAUCAACAGUCACCGGGAGCGGCGAACAACAGCGACCAGUGUCAGCAGCCAUCGGCAGCCAUAACCAAAAUCAAGGUAUCGCCCGUAUCCGGUGACGAUCAGCUUCUAGCCUCUAACUCUAGUACUACUAUCAACACCUCUAUCUCUCCAAAUCCUUCGCAUCACUCGCAGUGUAACAGUUUCAAUAACUUUAACAACAACAACAGCAACAAUAGUAGCCAUAGUAAGUUAGCUAGCAAUAAUCUCACGGGGGCCGUUCGACCAUCCGAAGAGGACGAUUAUCUCCAUCUGAGCGAUACGACGACGGUGAUUCCUGCUGCGGGAGGAGCAUACGCGCGCCACUCGCGAUCACCUUCGGGCGGUACAAAGCCGAAUCUCAACAGUCCUAGUAAUAGUAGUCUUCUAGUCAACCAGAGCAACAACAACAACAACAACAACAACAACAAUCAGAGCAAUAACAGUAGUGCAAUAGCAGAACCUAUCUCCGGCGGCGGUAGUAACAGCCGCAGUGACCGAAAGAGCGCUGACGAUGACGAGGUUGAGGUGGUACUUAGACGCAAUAACAAGAACGGGAUCGCCUUGAUCGAACAGCAACCGCCUCUCAAUCUGAUGGAGGAGCUGGAUGUGAGCAAUUAUUUAGUUUUUAAAAAGGAGAACGAGGACGGUCCGGACGUUAAGGGUGGCCAUCCGGAUGCACUCAUCAUACACGCCACCAGAGUGCAGAAGAUUUCCGAUGCAUAUGGUGAAGCAUUUAUCACGACUUUCCGCACCUUCAUCUCUCCGCUGGAACUAAUUCAGAAGUUAACCUACCGAUACUCGCUGUUCCACUGUCAGAUGAUCGACGCGAAACAGAAAGCCGCUAAAGAAUCAUUCUCGCUGUUGGUGCGGGUAGUUAACGACCUAACAAGCCCGGAUCUUUCCCGUCGGCUGCUGGAGAUUCUGAUGAAUUUCGUCUAUCAAUUGGUCUGCGCCGGACAUCUUACCAUGGCCAAGCUGCUACGGGUAAAGUUGAUCGAGAAGGUAACGCUGUACAAACAGAAACUAUACAAGGAGCCCAGUACGCUAGCGCGGGAGGUAAUGACCUCGCCGCCCACUCUGCUGGAUCUAAAGUCGGCCGAAAUUGCCGAACAGAUGACCCUGCUCGAUGCGGAGCUGUUCCAGAAGAUCGAAAUUCCGGAGGUGCUCAUUUGGGCCCAGGAACAGAACGAAGAACAGUCGCCAAAUUUGACCACCUUUACGGAGCAUUUCAACAAGAUGUCCUAUUGGGCGCGGUCGCAAAUUUUAAAACAGGAAGAUGCCAAAGAUAGGGAAAAACAUGUGAUUAAGUUUAUCAAGAUAAUGAAACAUUUACGGAAGAUCAAUAACUACAACUCGUACUUGGCGCUGCUGUCGGCGCUGGAUUCUGCGCCGAUCAGGCGGUUGGAAUGGCACCGCACGAUAACGGAGGGUCUCAAGGAAUACUGCGCCCUAAUCGAUUCAAGUUCCAGCUUCCGGGCUUACCGUCAGGCAUUGGCUGAAACCAAUCCACCCUGCAUACCGUACAUUGGUCUUGUUCUGCAGGAUCUAACCUUCGUGCAUAUCGGCAAUCCGGAUUUGCUUCAGGAUGGUUCCAUAAACUUCUCGAAACGAUGGCAGCAGUACAACAUCGUAGUGAAUAUGAAACGUUUCAGGAAGGGGUCGUACCAGUUUAAGAAGAACGAAAAAAUCAUCGGUUUCCUUGACAAUUUCGAGAACUGCCUUGACGAGGAUGCCAUGUGGCAGAUUUCCGAAAGUAUCAAACCGCGAGGUGGGCGGAAGACCAACGCAACGAGCAAUUAGUAUAAGCUGAACUGUCUUAAAGGCAGUGACGAACAUGAACAAGCGAUGCUGCUGCAAGAGCAGAAGAGAUCGGCUCAACAGCAGCAGCAGUAGCAGUAAGUAGCAGAAGCACCAUUAAAUAGCAGCCAAGUGGACCAAACAGCCACCGACGAACGGGCUGCUCAACGUGAGAGGUAUCGUCAUUUCAAUGCCAAAAAUGCUUUUUACAUGUAUAAGCCUAGUUGUUUUUAAAUUAUUUUCGUUUAUUGUGAACCCAAUUUUAAUUUUGGUUCUCGUGCAUUUUUUGCGUCCGAAAGUCCGGACUUACACGACAGUUUCAUUCGUGUUAUUUUAGUGUUUAUGUUUCCAAUUGUUUAGUACCCUUUCUUUUAAAUUAUUCGAAACUUUGAUUUUGAUUUGGUUUCGAUAGAUAAUAUAGGAAAGCAAUCAGUAUAGAAAAAAGGGAUUUUUACAUUAUCUAGUAUCGUAAAAACUUUUGCUUAAGGCAAAGCUAUUACAAACUGUAAAUAAAUAGCAGGCAAAAGCAAACGCAAACGCAAAACUGUUAAGUGUUAUGUGGUAGUCAAAAAAGCAAAGCAAAAAUUAUCAAAUAUUAGUACCUAUACUGCAGCAAAUAUACCAGCGCUGGAAAUCUCCAAACACAAGCACACUCACACC
Messenger RNA from Sabethes cyaneus, 6433 nucleotides. It is a transcript of the gene C3G, whose product is annotated as guanine nucleotide-releasing factor 2. Gene Ontology annotation, cellular component: plasma membrane. The transcript has 16 exons. The coding region runs from base 896 to 5776 and encodes 1626 amino acids. Gene Ontology annotation, biological process: Ras protein signal transduction; positive regulation of GTPase activity. The record is from RefSeq and is a predicted model, not a curated record. Gene Ontology annotation, molecular function: guanyl-nucleotide exchange factor activity. Lineage: Eukaryota; Metazoa; Arthropoda; Insecta; Diptera; Culicidae.